Ailuropoda melanoleuca (giant panda) is the source of this 5012-nucleotide messenger RNA. It is a transcript of the gene DUSP16, whose product is annotated as dual specificity phosphatase 16. Gene Ontology annotation, molecular function: MAP kinase tyrosine phosphatase activity; protein tyrosine/threonine phosphatase activity; MAP kinase tyrosine/serine/threonine phosphatase activity. Bases 500 to 2491 code for a protein of 663 amino acids. Gene Ontology annotation, biological process: negative regulation of MAPK cascade; peptidyl-tyrosine dephosphorylation. The record is from RefSeq and is a predicted model, not a curated record. Gene Ontology annotation, cellular component: nucleus; cytoplasm. The transcript has 7 exons. Lineage: Eukaryota; Metazoa; Chordata; Mammalia; Carnivora; Ursidae.
AACAAGAUACGAGUUAUCCAUUUUACAGAUGAGGAAACUAAGACUUUAGAGAGAUUAAGUAAUUUAUCCAGGUCCCAAAGCAAGUAAGAAGCGGUGCUAGACCUGGAGCCGAGAUCUUCUGUUUCAUUUUCAGGAUUUUCAGUCCCGUGUAAAGCUGUUGGAGCAAGGAGCAAAGGUAAAGAAUGAUGUAAUGCACUGGCCGCCCCAAAGCAUCUUUUGUUGUGGAAUGGUUAUUCCAGUCAUCUCUUUAUGAAUCAAAUGUGAGGGGCUGCUUUGUGGAAGGAGUCCUUUGCAAGAGCACAUCAACGGGGAAAGAGAAAGGGACAUUCACUUGGAGGGCUCUUGCUGAAAAUGGGUUUAACUCUCCUUUUGCCAGUCACCACCAGCCUGACCUCAUACAUUUUUAGUACAAUGGAGUGACUGAGCCUUUGAGUACACCACCAUUACAUCAUCGUGGCAAAUUAAAGAAGGAGGUGGGAAAAGAAGACUUAUUGUUGUCAUGGCCCAUGAGAUGAUUGGAACUCAAAUUGUUACUGAGAGGUUGGUGGCUCUGCUGGAAAGUGGAACGGAGAAAGUGCUGCUAAUUGAUAGCCGGCCAUUUGUAGAAUACAAUACAUCCCACAUUUUGGAAGCCAUUAAUAUCAACUGCUCCAAGCUUAUGAAGCGAAGGUUGCAACAGGACAAAGUGUUAAUUACAGAGCUCAUCCAGCAUUCGGCUAAACAUAAGGUUGAUAUCGAUUGCAGUCAGAAGGUUGUAGUUUACGAUCAAAGCUCGCAGGAUGUUGCCUCUCUGUCUUCAGACUGUUUUCUCACUGUACUUCUGGGUAAACUGGAGAAGAGCUUCAGCUCCGUUCACCUGCUCGCAGGUGGGUUUGCCGAGUUCUCCCGUUGUUUCCCUGGCCUCUGUGAAGGAAAAUCUGCUCUAGUCCCUACCUGCAUUUCUCAGCCUUGCCUACCUGUUGCCAACAUCGGGCCAACCCGAAUUCUUCCCAAUCUUUAUCUUGGCUGCCAGCGAGAUGUCCUCAACAAGGAGCUGAUGCAACAGAAUGGGAUUGGUUAUGUGUUAAAUGCCAGCAAUACCUGUCCUAAGCCUGACUUUAUCCCCGAGUCUCAUUUCCUGCGAGUGCCUGUGAAUGAUAGCUUUUGUGAGAAAAUUUUGCCAUGGUUGGACAAAUCAGUAGAUUUCAUUGAGAAAGCCAAGGCCUCCAAUGGUCGUGUCCUGGUGCACUGCUUAGCGGGCAUCUCUCGCUCGGCCACCAUUGCCAUCGCCUACAUCAUGAAGAGGAUGGACAUGUCCUUAGACGAAGCUUACAGAUUUGUGAAAGAAAAAAGACCUACUAUAUCUCCAAACUUCAAUUUUCUGGGCCAACUCCUGGACUAUGAGAAGAAGAUUAAGAACCAGACCGGCGCAUCAGGGCCAAAGAGCAAACUCAAGCUGCUGCACCUGGAGAAGCCAAAUGAACCCGGCCCCGCGGUCUCCGAGGGUGGACAGAAGAGCGAGAUGUGCCUCAGUCCACCCUGCGCCAACUCCGCUACCUCAGAGGCGGCAGGGCAGAGGCCCGCGCAUCCUGCCAGCGCGCCCGGCACGCAGCCCCCGCUGUUGGAGGACAGCGCGCUGGUCCAGGCGCUGAGCGGCCUCCACCUGCCCUCAGGCAAGCUAGAAGACAGCAAUAAGCUCAAACGCUCCUUCUCUCUGGACAUCAAAUCCGUUGCGUACUCCGCCAGCAUGGCGGCCUCCUUGCAUGGCUUCUCCUCCUCCGAAGAUGCUCUGGAAUACUACAAACCUUCCACGACCCUGGAGGGGACUGGCAAGCUCUGCCAGUUCUCUCCAGUCGAGGAAGUAUCGGAGCAGACCCCAGAGACCAGCCCAGAUAAGGAGGAAGCCAGCCUUCCCAGGAAGCCUCAGCCGGCCAGGCCUUCCGACGGCCAGGGCAAACGACUGCAUGCAGGAAGAGCCAGCAGCAGCGGGGCCGCCCAGCGGGCCCUCUUCUCCCCGCUGCAUCGGAGCGGGAGCGUGGAGGACAACUACCACCCCAACUUCCUUUUCGGCCUGUCCACCAGCCAGCAACACCUCGCCAAGUCUGCCGCCGGGCUGGGCCUCAAGGGCUGGCAUUCGGACAUCUUGGCUCCCCAGACCUCCACCCCUUCCUUGACCAACAGCUGGUAUUUUGCCACGGAGUCCUCUCACUUCUACUCGGCCUCGGCCGUGUACGGGGGCAGCGCCAGCUACUCCGCCUACAGCUGCAGCCAGCUGCCCACCUGCGGCGACCAAGUCCACUCCGUGCGUCGGCGGCAGAAGCCAAGUGACAGAGCCGACUCCCGGCGGAGCUGGCACGAAGAGAGCCCCUUCGAAAAGCAGUUUAAACGCAGAAGCUGCCAGAUGGAAUUUGGCGAGAGCAUCAUGUCGGAGAACAGGUCGCGGGAAGAACUGGGGAAAGUGGGCAGCCAGUCUAGCUUUUCAGGCAGCAUGGAAAUCAUUGAGGUCUCCUGAGAAGGAAGACACUUGUGACUUCUAUGGACAAUAUUUUUCUUCACACACACACAAAAAUUCCCUGUAAAUCUGAAAUAUAUAUAUGUACAUACAUAUAUAUUUUUGGAAAAUGGAGCUAUGGUGUAAAAGCAAAAGAUGGAUCACCAGGGCUGUCCUCUCAACGUCUGCACUUGAGAGAGCAGCUAUUUCUCAAGAGUGGAAGGGCAGACGCUAGAUUUCCUCCUAGACAGAUGAAACAUUGUACGCAGCGCAUUGCACAUCCCCUCGUUCUUACUGAAUCCAGCUUGAUCUGGUGUUGGAGGACACCGUGCCCUCCCGUUUUCGUGGUGUGCUACACGAAUCUCGAGUACUAGUCUCUGUCCGGCCCCUUCCGUAGUGCACCUUAGCGCUGAGACUGAGCCAGCUCGUGGGUUGGGCGGGUAGACCCCAUCAGGGACAGGACCUCAUAGUGAACGCAAGAGCAGUGAUCCCAUCCAAGGCGGAUUCGCACAUCCAAGCUCGCCCGGCAGCCGAGCGAUGGGAGCCUCAUUCUGCUGCACAGACCGUUAGGGGCCUUGCCAAGGUCGACUUUAGAGCAAACCCAGUACCUCAGACCGCAAGUCGGGGCUUUCACCACUACCAAGUCUGGUAGCCUGUCUUCUAGGCAUUGUGAAUAGGCAGGUAGCUAGUCACGCUUUGCAGACCAAUUCAGACCAUCUCUGCACACAUUUUCAGUUGGGCCUGGAUGGAGGUAAUUUUUUCCUCUCAGCUUGAUGAAGAGAAGGGAAGCCAUCUAGGAUUCAAUUGAACAGCCAGGAAUCUGGCCACAUAAUGAUUUAAGGUCGGUCGGGAGGCUAAACAAGUCUACCUCCCUCCAUGUAAAUCAGAGAAUUGUUCCAAAUGGGAUUGUUAAUCCUUUAAAUUAAGCUGAACUUGGUUUAAGCCAGAUGUGAAUUUAUUUGGGUUGGUAGCAGAAUAAGCAGCAGCUUCGAAGUUCUCAGCCAAAGUAGAUUUUUUUCCAUUUCGGUUUCUUUGCACAGAUACAUUUUGUAAAAACCGAACAGUCAGGUAGACUUUUAUAGGAAACUAGAGAGAGAGAGAAAAGCUCUGGGAAGAUUAAAGAAUUAAAACUGCUUAAGAGAGGCAGGAAAGUCCUUUUUGUCAAUGGUUUUGUUCCCCUGAGCAUGUGAUGAGGGAGGUAGUCUGUAAUUUCCUCAGACUUUCCGAUUUACUAAUGGGGCUGAGAGGCUAAUUCAGAGAGGAGGGUUCAGAAUAAAACAGUAUAGGAAGGUGAGGGGAAGGUGUUUGGAUUUUGUUUCGUUGUGAGCAGAGUGGAAAGCCACAGCCAAGCUCUUCUCAGAAACUCUCCCCAGCAUUUUUUUUAGUAGAAGGGACAUAUCAAAAUGGAGCAGGACCAAGGCGGUCUCUCAGUCUUUGACCUACAAUCACUGUAUGGAAUCAGUCCUGGCAGCUGAAAAUAGGAGUUGAUUGGAGCAAGUACACAAGUGAUUAGUACAUAUCUGCUUUUAGACUUCCUGGCUUGAGUCUUGUCAGCUAAAGUAUGGUCCUCUUUUGAAGCCUUGAUUCACGUCAGCAGCUUUUUUUGGGGGGGGGGUGUCAUUGUUCUUUACUGUAAGUGUAGCUAGUUGCUGACUCAUAUCUCAGGUUUUUCUGUGUUCGAGAAAUGGAUAGUCCUUCGAUUAGGAUGUGACUUCAUGCUUCCUAUGAUGACUGCUGAAACCAGCACAGAAUGACGUGAUUCAGAAUGGACUUGCUCGUGAUGAUUCCGAGCGUCCCUUAACAUAACUGCUUGUACGCAAAUAACGUGCUGUGAUCUGGGUGUAAGACGAAGGCAGGAAGAGCGGACCUGCAUAGGGAGCUCAGUGUUACUGUGUGAAAGAAGUUAUGUUAAAUGAUCUCAGUUUUUCUACAUACACUUAAAUUUGGGAUGUGAUCAGACAGUCUCAUGGUGUCCGAGAGGCAUUUUUGAGGUGUUGUAUAUACACCAAGCGGGGAAGAGCCCACCUCUUCCAGAGUCUGGUCACAACUGCGGGACAUUUUUAAGAAAUGAAAGCAAGAGCUCCAGUGUUACAUAUGUCGCAGGAGGGUUGAGGGGACAUCCAGCAUUCAGGAUUUCUCCUGGCCUUGGUCCCCUUCCUUCCUGUGACUAUGGGGUAGUCUUACCCUACAGCCUUCGUCCUUGAUUGCAAAUGUCAAAUACGCAGUCCUGGGGCCCGACACCACUGGGCCUCUGGGGCGAGCCCUGCCACUGCAUGGAAUCGUAGGGGACACCCUGGAGUCUACCGGCAUGACACUGAACGGUGAUUUCUAAAGAGCAAAACUAGACUUUUGUGAGAAAGGCUGGACAAUGGUUUAGGACAUUUAUAAAGUGAGGUGGAAAGACUGUAUAAAUGUUUAAUAUGAAUAUAGUGUUCUUUUGGAGAAAAAUGCUGUUGAAUGGUUAAAUUGUGCAUUUCUCAUUUUGAUGUUCAUGUAUGUUAAUAUGAAAUAAAAUCAAAACUGGUACCUGUUUAUACAUAAA